Messenger RNA from Durusdinium trenchii, 804 nucleotides. Lineage: Eukaryota; Dinophyceae; Suessiales; Symbiodiniaceae. The record is from the annotation of a GenBank genome assembly.
AUGAAUCUUGAAGCUGGUGCAGAGGUGCAGGUCCUCUUCAGCGCCAUCAAACCGGUUCAAACUGAAAGGCGACAACAUCGUUUCAUGGAUCUGGUCUUUGUGAAGAUCCCCAGCUCCGUGAAGUUGGGCUUUGCUGGCAUUGCGUGCAAUGCCUUCGAAGACUGCAUUUGGUUGACAUUGCGCACCGGGAAUCCUCAAGAGCCUCUCAUGAAGAAGCCUGGUAAGGUGCCGAAAGCAGCGAAGGCCAAGAAGAAAGACCAGAAAGGUGCAGAUCAGACUGAUCAGACGGAGGCACCCGAGGGUGAGGCGAUCAAGCAGGAGCAGAGGCCUACUUCAGCACCUGCUGCAGCUGCGGUGGUUGCAGCUGAGGUGCCAAAGGUGAAGCCCAUCCGCUUGCUCUUGAAAUGCGCCAGCAGUUCAGGCGGGCAACAGGACGGACCUCCAGCGACCAGUUCUGAGGCCUUUGUGGUGGGAGUGGCAGCAACCCGGAUGGAUGUCGUGGACCUCAACGAGUCGAGGCCGCAGCCUUCGGAGCGGCCGAAGUGGAAGAAGCUCUUGCAGAGAGGCAAGGGCGGUCAAAGGUUGGAUGUCCAGCGCUCAGAGGAUCAAGAUCAGGUUUCCACCUCCGCCCAGCGCCAGCCUCAGCGCGGGUGUUUCUGGGAGUCGGCUUGGUAUCAGAGCACCGCAGACAAGGCGGGAGAGGCACAGGGGCAUGGUGUGGCCGCCCUGCCAGAAGGCAAGAGAAAAACUCCAGAAGAAGAUGGCCAACAGCCUGUGCAGAGCAAGGCCGAGAAGGGAUGUUGA